AUGAUCAACGAAUCCUCUCCAGCCGUCGGCAUCAUGGCAAACAACACCGUGCUCGACGCCGGCCUGCCUCCUAUACCAGACUACACCCUCAUCCCCCAACCAGAUCUCAUUUCCUGGCUUCCCGAUGUUUGGCUCUCCGUCGUCGCCCCAGUUGUGGUCUACUGGGUCAUCUCUCUGAUCUUCCACUUCUUUGACGUCAAUGACCUCUUCCCAGAGUACCGCCUUCACACCCCUGAGGAGAUCACAAAGCGUAACCAUGUCUCUCGAUUUGACGUCGCUAGAGAUGUCGUCGUUCAGCAAAUUAUUCAAAUUGUCACCGGCUACAUUCUUGCCAUUUAUGAACCAAUGGAGAUGAUCGGCAAGGAUGAACACAACGUUGCCGUCUGGGCUACCCGUCUACGUCUCGCGCAACGAGCUCUCCCCUCGAUCCUUGGUUUGAUCGGCCUCAAUGCCGAUGCCAUUUCGAAGAAUAUGGCUCCUGCACACCCAUUGCUCGCUGGCGCGCUUGCUGGAGGCCAUUACCCCUUUCUCACCACCGGUGAAGAAGGCCCUGCUUUUGCCAAUUGGGAAAUGACCGGCGCCAAGCUCAUCUACUACUUCCUUAUUCCCUGUAUCCAGUUCAUCUGUGCCAUUAUCGCACUCGAUACUUGGCAGUACUUCCUUCACCGCUUGAUGCAUGUCAACAAGUGGUUGUAUACUCAUUUCCACUCCCGUCAUCACCGCCUCUAUGUUCCUUAUGCAUACGGUGCUCUGUAUAACCACCCAGUUGAGGGUUUCCUUCUUGACACCCUUGGCGCCGGAGUCUCUUUCAAGCUCACCGGUAUGACUCUUCGCCAGGGCAUUCUGUUCUUCUGCUUCUCAACAAUCAAGACCGUUGACGACCACUGCGGUUACUCUUUCCCCUGGGACCCUCUUCAGCUAAUUACCAGCAAUAACGCUGCUUACCACGACAUCCAUCACCAACACUGGGGCAUCAAGACAAACUUUGCACAGCCCUUCUUCACAUUCUGGGACACCCUCCUCGGAACCAAGUACGUGGGCAACCGCGUGAAUCGCAUCGUGGAGAACAAGCGCCACAAGGAGACAAAGAAAACCAAAUAA
Messenger RNA from Clonostachys rhizophaga, 1101 nucleotides. The record is from the annotation of a GenBank genome assembly. NCBI's taxonomy places the organism in Eukaryota, Fungi, Ascomycota, Sordariomycetes, Hypocreales, Bionectriaceae.